UUUAAUAUAACGUUGUCCAAAAUUUUGAUUUUCAUAAAAAAAUUAGAAUCUUUUAAAAUACCUUGUUUCAGGGAAAAUGUCAUUGAAAAUGCCAAAAGCACCUGGUCCGAUGCUCUUUAAAGAGGGCUAUCGUGUACAGCAAGGUGUAGAUAAUGCAGUUGUACGAAAUAUCCAUGCAAUCUCUGAGCUUUCAGAUAUUUUAAGGACUUCCUAUGGUCCUAAUGGACGCAAUAAAGUUAUUGUAAACCAUUUACAGAAAAUGAUGGUAACAUCAGAUGCUGCAAUAAUUCUUCAGGAACUUGAUGUAGUUCAUCCAGCAGCUAAAAUUAUUGUUAUGGCUAGUAAACAGCAAGAUACAGAAAUGGGUGAUGCAACAAAUUUUGUUCUAAUACUUGCUGGAGAGCUUUUAAAAAAUGCAGAAGAAUUAAUUAGAAUGGGGCUUCAUCCUUCUGAAAUUUCUCAAGGAUAUGAAAUGGCACAGAAUUAUGCAUUGAAAACGUUAGAAAAUUUCUCAGUAGAUAAAGUAAAAGAUAUUUUUUCAGUUGAUGAAUUGUAUAAAGCGAUUAAAUCGUCUAUUGCAGCAAAACAGUUUGGUUAUGAAAAAAUACUUGGAUAUCUUGUGGCGGAAGCUGCAUUAAUAGUGCUUCCUAAAAAUCCUUUAAAUUUUAAUGUGGACAAUAUUCGUGUUGUUAAAAUUUUGGGUGGAAGUUUGAAUGAGUCAGUAGUUAUUAAGGGAAUGGUUUUUUCUAGAGAGCCUGAAGGAACAGUUAGAAAAGUAUGUUCUGCAAAAGUGGGUGUGUUUUCGUGUCCACUAGAUAUUAGUCAGACGGAAACAAAAGGCGUUGUCCUUUUAAAAAAUGCAAAAGAAAUGCUUAGUUUUACGAAAGGAGAGGAAGUUCAGUUAGAAUCUAUGGUUAAAGAGCUUUUUGAUUCUGGAAUUAAGGUUGUUGUCACUGGUGGUGGUGUAGGCGAUCUUGUUUUGCAUUAUUUAAAUAAAUAUAAUUUAUUGGUUAUAAAAGUAUUGAGUAAGUUUGAUCUUCAAAGACUUUGUAGAGUUGUUGGAGCCACUCCUUUAGCAAGAUUGGGAGCACCUAUGCCAGAGGAGAUGGGAUUUGUUGAUGUUGUUGAAACUAUUGAGAUUGGUAGUGAUAAAGUAACUGUAUUUCGUCAAGAAAAUGAAAGUACGAAAACAGCCACUAUAGUACUUAGGGGUGCUACUCAGAAUUAUUUAGAUGAUCUUGAAAGAGCAAUCGAUGAUGGGGUGAAUCUUGUCAAAGCUGUUAUUAAAGAUCCUCGCUUAGUUCCUGGUGCAGGUGCAACUGAAAUGGAGCUGUCGAAGCAGAUAUUUGUCUAUGCAGAUGAUGUUUCCGGAAUUUUUCAAUAUUCAAUAAAAAAAUAUGCAGAAGCAUUUCAAGUAAUUCCAAGAAUUUUAGCGGAAAAUGCUGGACUUGAUUCUACAGAAGUUCUUGGAAGACUUUAUGCUUCUCAUUCUUUAGAAAAUAAUCAAAAUAUAGGUGUGGACAUCGAGGGAAAUAAUGAUGCAAUUAUUGAUGCAAAGGAGGCUUGUAUUUUUGAUGUGUUGUCUGUCAAGCUGUGGGCAUGUAAACUCGCAUCUGAAGCAGCGUUAACAAUUCUUCGUGUUGACCAGAUUAUUAUGUCUAAACCAGCAGGCGGACCCAAGCCUCCAGGUCCCAAUAAGGAUUGGGAUAAUGAAUAG
Molecule: messenger RNA, 1717 nt
Organism: Pneumocystis jirovecii RU7
Lineage: Eukaryota; Fungi; Ascomycota; Pneumocystomycetes; Pneumocystales; Pneumocystaceae
Product: T-complex protein 1, theta subunit
Exons: 9
Coding region: 77-1717 (546 amino acids)
Biological process (GO): protein folding
Cellular component (GO): chaperonin-containing T-complex
Molecular function (GO): ATP hydrolysis activity; ATP-dependent protein folding chaperone; ATP binding
Source: RefSeq, a predicted model, not a curated record